AUGGCAUUUCACAGAAUUCGAAGGUUGCCCUUCUCGCAGCUUCGGUACUAUUCAGCUCCACUGGAAAGCAAGGUCCCUGCAGCCAAGCAAAAGUACGUGCCUACAUCAGGGACAUAUCCCAAAGGUUUCCGUGUCUCAGGAACUCACGUUGGGGUGAAACCGACAAACACUCGUAUUCCAGAUCUAGGACUUUUCGUGUCAGAGAGACCUUGCACAGCGGCUGCUGUGUUUACCCAGAAUAUAUGCCAGGCUGCACCUGUUACCGUCAGUCGCGAGACGCUUCAACGGCGAGGAGGCAGCGAUAUUCGUGCCCUGAUAGUAAAUUCAGGAUGUGCAAACGCAGUCACUGGCAAAGGCGGGCUGGAAGACGCAAAUAGCAUGGCGGAAGCCGUAGACACAAAUUUACUACCUAAGCCAGAAGGAAGUAGCACCCUAGUCAUGUCGACGGGGGUCAUUGGACAACGAUUACCAAUUCGCAAGAUCCUCGAUGCAGUGCCCAAGGCUUUCAGUACCCUCGAAAGUAGUCAUGAAUCAUGGCUGAUCACUGCUCGAUCAAUCUGCACAACAGACACAUUCCCAAAGCUUAUGUCAACAACAUUCACAUUGCCUUCAUCUUCCGGUCGGCAAUAUUCACUGGCCGGAAUGGCCAAAGGUGCCGGCAUGAUCCAUCCCAACAUGGCUACUCUCCUCGGAAUUCUUAGCACCGAUGCACCAAUCCCUGUCGACACCCUUCGUACUUCACUCAAAUCCGCUGUGGACAGCUCGUUCAACGCUAUCAGCAUAGACGGGGACACAAGCACUAAUGACACAGUAGCUCUGCUAGCUAAUGGUGCUGCGGGUGGCGACCUGGUGAACAAAGCCGAAGAUGUGGUGGCUUUCUCCUCGGUUCUCACGACGUUUGCUCAAAGUUUAUCCCAACUUGUCGUACGAGAUGGCGAGGGCGCGACCAAAUUCGUGAGAAUCAGGAUAGCCAACGCCGAACAAGAGAGCGAUGCGAAGAAGAUCGCCAGUAGCAUUGCUCGUUCGCCGCUGGUCAAGACGGCGCUCUAUGGUAAGGACGCAAACUGGGGCCGAAUUCUGUGCGCUGUAGGCUACACUCCAGACUUAAGUGCUGGAGCCGUGGAGAUGGAGAAGACAUCGGUUUCGUUUGUGCCAACGGAUGGUAGUGGGAUGCUGAGACUUCUCUUGAACGGAGAGCCACAGCAGGUAGAUGAGGUGAGAGCCGCAGAAAUCCUAGCUGCGGAAGAUUUGGAGAUUCUGGUGGAUUUGGGCAAAAGGGGUGAAAGACUAGCAGAGGCGAGCUAUUGGACUUGCGAUUUCAGCCAUGAGUACGUUACGAUAAAUGGCGAUUAUAGAACAUGA
This is a messenger RNA of Bacidia gigantensis, 1362 nucleotides long. RefSeq lists its product as uncharacterized. The record is from RefSeq and is a predicted model, not a curated record. Lineage: Eukaryota; Fungi; Ascomycota; Lecanoromycetes; Lecanorales; Ramalinaceae. The transcript has a single exon. Gene Ontology annotation, biological process: L-arginine biosynthetic process; L-ornithine biosynthetic process. Gene Ontology annotation, cellular component: mitochondrial matrix. Gene Ontology annotation, molecular function: L-glutamate N-acetyltransferase activity, acting on acetyl-CoA as donor; L-glutamate N-acetyltransferase activity, acting on acetyl-L-ornithine as donor. Bases 1 to 1362 code for a protein of 453 amino acids.